This is a messenger RNA of Caenorhabditis elegans, 186 nucleotides long. RefSeq lists its product as uncharacterized. Bases 5 to 136 code for a protein of 43 amino acids. The transcript has 2 exons. NCBI's taxonomy places the organism in Eukaryota, Metazoa, Nematoda, Chromadorea, Rhabditida, Rhabditidae. The record is from RefSeq and is marked reviewed.
CGCUAUGAACUUCCUCCACUUCCUCGUAUUUUUCCUAAAUUGUUUGAUUUUCCAUUCAAUUUUUGCUAUGACAUACGAAUCUAGUGAAGAAACAAUGUUCGAGGUUCCGGAGCAUGAUUUUGGAGUUUCGGAAUAAUUUCUUGAAUUUUUCAAAUUUUUGAGUGAAUGAAGCUUUCAUUUAGUUCA